AUGACGCUUCCAGAUAUUUACAUCAGCGAAAAGGGCCUACCGCACCACUGCCCAUGCCGCAGCCUGCCUCCUCGCUGGCACGCCCCCAUGGAGCUUGACGCGGUGGUCCUAGCCGGAAGGUACCAGCGGAAGGUGGCAGCGAGGAGCCGGGGAGAGCCGCCGGACCCCGAGGAAGAAGAAAGAGCGGCACGGGCAGCUGAGGAGCACCUGCGCCGACAAUGGAGGGACGCCCUGGAGGAUAGCCUCUAUUAUGGAACGCGAACCAUAGGGGCCAUCCUUCCUGUCAUGGAGGACUGGCUAGAAAGAAGGAGGGGGGUCCUCACGUACCGGUUGUCUCAGGUGGUGACCGGGCAUGGAUGCUUUGGACACUACCUGCAUCGGAUAGGGAGAGAGCCGAGCACCCAGUGCUUUGACUGCGGGGUGGAGGACGAUACGGCCCAGCACACCCUUGAGGAGUGUAGUCGCUGGGCCGUGGAAAGGGCUGCACUGGUCGCAGCCACAGGAUUGGUGGACCUCUCGCUGCACAGCGUCAUAGCGGCGAUGCUGAGCAGCGAGAGAAGACGCGGUGGCCUCCUUCUGUGA
Leguminivora glycinivorella is the source of this 582-nucleotide messenger RNA. RefSeq lists its product as uncharacterized. NCBI's taxonomy places the organism in Eukaryota, Metazoa, Arthropoda, Insecta, Lepidoptera, Tortricidae. The coding region runs from base 1 to 582 and encodes 193 amino acids. The transcript has 2 exons. The record is from RefSeq and is a predicted model, not a curated record.